AUGACCACACCAGCCCAUCACCACUCCGACCCCUACCGCCUGCACGGCAAAGCCGCCCUUGUGACAGGCGGCAGCCGCGGCAUCGGAGCCGCAAUUGCCAUAGAGCUCGCCAAGCGUGGGGCAAAGGUCAUUGUCAACUACGCCCAUUCCCACGAGGACGCACAGAAGGUUGUGCACCAUAUCAAGCACCACGGCGGCGAAGCGGUAGCGAUCAAGGCGGAUGUUAGUGACCCGCAUGCAGUGAAGAGGCUACUGGAGGGGGCCGUUGCACAUUUCGGGCACUUGGAUAUUGUCUCUAGUAAUGUGGAACUUCAUGCUGUUGGGCAUCUCAAGGAUGUCACGCCAGAGGAAUUCGACUCGGCCUUCCACGUAAACACCCGCGGGCAGUUUUUCCUCGCUCACGAGGCCUACUGCCAUCUCCGCGAGAAAGGACGCAUCAUCCUGACCGCUUCCCACAAGGGUCACCACAAGCACUCGGUGAAUUCCGCCUGCAAGGGGGCGGUUGAUGGCCUCGUUCGAUCCCUGGCGGUAGACUGUGGAGAUAAGAAGAUUACGGUGAACGCCGUCGCCCCGGGGGAGAUCAAGAAGCACAAGCCAAAGGAGCAUGAUCCUGAGGGACAUGCUUUGACCGGUCAGGACGGUGAUCAACCUCCCGCAAAGCCAUCACAUCCACACCGGCUGGGACACCCUGUCGAUGUUGCACGUGUAGUCGCUUUCCUAGCCUCGGACGCAGCGGAAUGGGUGAGCGGAGAGAUUAUCGGUGUGGACGGAGGUGCUCUCCACUAG
Messenger RNA from Aspergillus calidoustus, 786 nucleotides. NCBI's taxonomy places the organism in Eukaryota, Fungi, Ascomycota, Eurotiomycetes, Eurotiales, Aspergillaceae. The record is from the annotation of a GenBank genome assembly.